AUGGAUUUCCGUCGUCUCCUCUUCCUCCUCCUCGUCAUCUCCGCAUCCACCGACUCUUCCGCCGCCGCAUCUUUUCCGUCUGCCUAUGAGGUCCUCCAGCAGUUCGAGUUCCCAGUGGGCCUCCUGCCCGAGGGGAUCACAGCAUACGACCUGGAUACCGGGACGGGCAGUUUCUCGGCCCAGCUGAACGCCACGUGCAGCUUCGAGCUCGAGAACAAGUACACGAUCCGGUAUGAGCCCAUCAUCGAGGGCGUGAUCAUGACAGGGAGGAUCGAGGACCUGAAGGGUGUGAGCGUCAGGGUCCUGAGCAUGGUGUGGCUCAGCGUGGUGCGUGUGGUCAGGGCAGGGCCAAACAUUAAGUUCUCAGUUGGGGUCGCCUCGGCAGGGUUUCCCGUGGAGAACUUUGAGGAAUGCCCGAGGUGCGGAUGCGGGUUAGACUGUGAAAAGGAAAAGGGGUCUUCUUCAUCGUAG
Messenger RNA from Punica granatum (pomegranate), 471 nucleotides. The record is from RefSeq and is a predicted model, not a curated record. NCBI's taxonomy places the organism in Eukaryota, Viridiplantae, Streptophyta, Magnoliopsida, Myrtales, Lythraceae.